GUGGACUUCACCGCCUACGCAAUGUCAGACCAUUCGUUUCUGCCAGGUUGUCGUCGUACCCGUACAUGGAAUGCCAAUGGAAUUUGGGUGCAAAUUCGCACACUCUAACUCUCUUCCGCUACAUCUUCCAAAUCUCAUUAUGGAAGAGGGUGCAACGACCGUAUUCAUCGUGACCCUCACAGUGUCGUCCAACCAAAGAUGCCCGUCAACAAAAGGAGAUACCCACGUGUAGUCCAGGCCUGCAAUACUUGUCGAGCCAAAAAGUACAAAUGCGAUGGCCACCUUCCAUGCUUUCAUUGUCAAAGACUAGGACGGGAAUGCAUCUUUCAAGGGGAGGUUAACAGCCAUUCCCCGUAUUCAAUCCGAUAUGUGAAGGACCUGGAGAAGUCCCUCGAGAGGGCAGAGGCUGCACUUCAUAUUCAAGGUAUCCCACAGCUAGGCAAUACAGACCCAAAACAGACGGGAAGUGUGAAAGAACAUGUGGUAGUACAGCAAUCGCAACUGAACGUACUAUGGCCGAGCGAGAGUGGUGAUAGUACGAUCGACUCUAUCGCUGGAGCAGCAAGGCAGGGUGCCGCACCUGUGGACAUACCGAACAAAGAAGCGCCGGACGACAUCUCAACCGACGUUAUGGACAUCAAUGGUGUGAGUAGGAGAUUCGAGUUUCAUGGUCGAACCUCUUCACUGGCAUUCCUAGACCGCCUCAUGAAACUGAAGGAGAGAAACUCUGCGAGUCGAUUUCUUGGAUGUCCUAUUCUCAGCCGACAAGCCGUCAUCGAAUUCCAAAACGAAGCAUUUAUGAAAUUUCGAGAAACCCUAAGGGUCUUCGAUAAGGUCCAAGAAAACUACUAUCCACACUAUGCCUUCCUCUUCAUCGAUAGCUACUUCAAGACUCUCCAUUACGUCCAUCCCAUUCUUGACCAACAUGUUUUCCUAGAGCGAUGUUCUUCCCUUUGGACUGGCCGCGGAAUCUCGAUCCAUCAGAGCUUCAAGGUAUUGUAUUUCGCCGUGUUGUCACUUGGUGCACUUACACGGACUUGGAUAGAGGAUUCUAUCAACGGAAUGGAUCGGAAUACGUGGGCGCUUAUGCUUUUCGAAAGAGCCGAAUUAGCGAUGGGUCGUCUAGGGUCAUUAAACGACCUAGAAGCGGUUCAGGCUGCAAUGAUUAUGGCACAGGUCUGCCAGCACCAAUUAAACCCGAAUCUUGCAUACACCUAUCUCGGAACUGCCCUUCGGACGUCAUUCUCAAUGGGUAUCAAUCGAAUCGCACCAUUCCGAACCCGCCAUUUCCCACAGGACUCCCCCAGCGUCGUUGUCUCUCGAACGUGGUGGGAUCUCUACUCAAUGGAAACGGAGUUAAGCAUCACCCUAGGCAGGGAAAACAUGCUCGGAUUGGAUUCUUAUCACAACAGGCCGCCACCACUGGUUAGCGUAAACAAUGAAUCCGAGAAUACAAUCAUUUCAGUAAUGCUUGGGCUGUCCAGAAUCUUGCAGGAGAUCUCAAGGAAGAUCUACUGGGAAGAGACAGCGCUGUCAGAGAAACUCGAACGAGCCGGUGAGUACGAACGCCGCUUGAAUAGUUGGUUAGUAGAACUUCCUCCGAACAUUCGACCAAAGCCAUUCUCUGGGGCGACAAAAGCGCGCCUACUGCUCGGAAAUCAUUACUGGCCGGAGCUACAAAGGCUCGUCCUCCAUUUGCGGUAUUUACACACAAGAAUUGUUCUCUUUUACGUUUUUUUUCUCCAUGAGCAAAAAGGCCAUAAGAACGGAAGAGAUGCAAAAAAGGUAGCCGCAUAUUCCGCGAAUUGCAAGAACGCCGCCGUCGAGAUCAUCGAGUGUAUCCAUUCGACGUAUUCUGCGCAUCAUUUCUUCCGAUCUUGGUGGAAUAAUACGACAUACAUUGCUUUCGGUCUGUCUAUCCUCGUAGCUACGUUUUCCCGAGAACCAGCGAUAGCUCGCCCGAAAUCGGCAAUUCUUCUGUAUAUCAAUCAAGCCAUCGAAGUACUGGGAGUUAUGGAUGAGUGCCCGGUUGCUUGCAACAUCGGAAAAUUUAUUCGGGAGCUUGUAGAUACACUCCUCGCCACAGGUACUAGCAGGAACGAUAGCGAGGGUGAGCCGCAAGCAGAGUAGGCUCCGUGGGACCCUUCUCUGGGUCCUUUUCCGGGUGGGUUCGAUAUCAUUGGUGACUCGGGUCUUAACUUGAAUUCUUUCAAUGUUUUCGAUGCGAUCUCUCCGGGUUGGCUCGAAGAGGCUGAAUAGGACGUGAGGUUCAGUGAAUUUCAAGAGCAAGGGGGAGUAAGGCUCCAGUAAGAUGAGCUAUUUGUUGCUCUCCCAUUUAGUCCUCAAGAUUAUUUGAUCGGUUACCAGAAAGAGGACAAACCUUAUCCGAAUUGUGAUCUAGACAGAAACUGGUCGCAGACUGCCACAUGCUAGCUUAUUCGAACGACAAAAUCAAGGGCAACCAUAAACCGUUAAGCAUUACUUGUACCGUGGGAUGGCGUCUUUUGAAGGCCUGGGGCCAAUUCUUGCCAGGAGCGUCGAUCGAUACGUUCGUCCCGGAA
This is a messenger RNA of Eremomyces bilateralis CBS 781.70, 2561 nucleotides long. RefSeq lists its product as uncharacterized. The transcript is spliced from 5 exons. Gene Ontology annotation, biological process: DNA-templated transcription; positive regulation of transcription from RNA polymerase II promoter by galactose. Gene Ontology annotation, cellular component: nucleus. Lineage: Eukaryota; Fungi; Ascomycota; Dothideomycetes; Eremomycetales; Eremomycetaceae. The coding region runs from base 199 to 2130 and encodes 643 amino acids. The record is from RefSeq and is a predicted model, not a curated record. Gene Ontology annotation, molecular function: DNA-binding transcription factor activity, RNA polymerase II-specific; zinc ion binding; RNA polymerase II cis-regulatory region sequence-specific DNA binding.